AUGGAUCAAUGCGAUUCUUCAAAAUUGAAAAUAGAUUACUUGAGUCAAGAGAUCUAAAUUUUAAAUUAAAGAUUAUAGGAAUAAAUAAGCAUAAACUAAUAGUAUUAAAGUCUAAUAAAUGGACGAACUGAUAUGAAAAUGUUAUUGAGUGUAAUGCAAUAAGAGUAAGAACUUUUAAAAUAAUAAAUAACAAAAUUACUUAAUGAAAGGAAUGAAGCUGUAUCAAAGGUAAUAUGAAAUGGAAUUUAGGUUCUAAUAUUAGAAUAAAUACUUUAAGUGACUUAAUAAGAAAAUGAUUUUAUAUUAAAGGAAUCAGAAUAAAGAAUAAAAUAAUUGCAAGAGCAAAUAAAAUAUUAUGAGUAAUCGUGUUAAAAUUAAAAUGUUUAUGAAAAUGAUCCUUAAAACUAAGGUUUUUUAAUAAAGUAUAAAUAAGUAUAAAAUAUAAUACAUUCGUUAGAUAGUGAAUGUGAAUGAAGCAACAUUGAGAUUAUAAUAAGAGAUAGAGAACUACAAGGUUCAAUUGGCUUUAGCUAAUAUAAAAAUGAGCAAAUUAUAAGAGUCGAAGAAUGAUUUAAUUUAGUUAAAUUUUGUAAAGAAAGUCUUUUAGAUUUUAGACAUUAUCAAAUGAAAUAUGUAGAUUAAAGAUGUAGCCUAGUCAAGGAGUAAAGAACAUAGAUAAAUACAUAUCUUAAUUAAUUGAAGUCUAAAAGAAAUUAGUUUAGAUAGAUUAUGAUGAUUCUGAUAAAGAUUGUACAUCUCCAAUGGAAGAUAAAAUUCAAUGUUAUUAAAAUAAAUGUAUUAAUGAAUCAAUAUUGAGAGACUAUUUUUACUUAGUAAAAUAUGCCAAAGUUAGAUCUAAAGAGAGCUCAAUAGAUUUAAGCAUUUACAUUACAAUAAAUAUCUAUGAAGCAAUAAAAAAAUUAAGACUUAAAUAAUUAAGAAGAAUUAUAAAAAUGGAUAACAGAAUAUAAAUAUUUAAAAAAUAAUUAUGAUGCAUCCAAAAUACUAUUUGAUUAAUUAAAAAUUCAAUAUGAAGAUUUACAAAGGAAAUAUAAUGAAACCUUAUCAAUUAAUGCUACUUUAAUAAGAGCAAAUUAAAAUUAUGAAGAAAAAUGGUAAAAUAUUAAUAAAUAGCAUAUUAAAUAUAAAUAAUUCUAUUUAUAAUAUAAGGAUUGCAUUGAUAUUUUCAAUAAAAGCUUAACAAAUAAAAAAUUAUAAGAAUCUGUAUCUGAAAGAAAAGAUCUAUUUGAAUUUUCUAUUUAAGAUUAAAAAUUAAGACCUACAACUACUUUGAGAAGAUCUAGUGUUAAUGUAGUUGGAAUAACGUCAGUAGAUUCAACUACUAAUUGUAUUAAUUAUAAAGAUAAGUUAAUAUAAAUGACUAAAGAUGUUUUUCAAAUUUUUAAGAAAAAGUAACAUGAAAAUGAAAGUAGUGAUGAAGAUAUUCCAUAAUUAAAUUAAAUGAAAAGAGAAUUCACUAUUUCCAAUAAUUGUUAAUCAAAACAAAGAUAAAACAAAAAAUGA
Molecule: messenger RNA, 1524 nt
Organism: Paramecium sonneborni
Lineage: Eukaryota; Ciliophora; Oligohymenophorea; Peniculida; Parameciidae
Source: the annotation of a GenBank genome assembly